UAAUCUGCCUAUAUAUGGUGUGUGAAUUACGGAAUGUAAUUAAGUCUUUCAAUCAUAUAAUCAUUCUUCUAUAUGGUAUCAGAGCUGCUUAGCUCCUAAGAGUCUCAAUUUUGAUCCAAUUUUACUCCCCUCACUCAAAUCUCAAUCGCCAUGUCAAGUGUUACGGAGGUCACAACACACACACACUUUCCAAUUAAGCUCACAGCCAACAAUUUUCCCGUCUAGAGGAAGCAGAUCGUCGCAACCCUAACUGGGUUAGGUCUUGAAGGUUACCUUGAUGGCUCGACAGCAGCCCCAGCCAAAAACCUAACAACAGACAACACAUCAAAAACAAAUCCGCAAUAUACCCUCUGGUAUCGACAGGAUCAAAUCAUUCUUGGAGCCCUAUUGGGGAGCUGCGCAGAAACCAUCCAACCAAUUGUCUCUUCGGCUGAAACGGCACAAGAAGCAUUCAAAUGUCUCACAGAUAGCUAUGCAAGCGUCUCCCGCUCUCACAUUAUUUCUCUAAAAUCUCGAAUGGCAAACAAUCCAAGAGGUACCCGAUCUAUCACUGAGUUUCUACAUGAUAUGAAGAAUAUUGCAGAUGACCUUGCUCUAGCUCAGAAUCCGGUUGAUGAGGAAGACUUAAUAGUUCACAUAUUAGGACAUCUAGGUGACGAUUACACACACAUAGCCUCAGCUCUAAAGAUUCGUGAAACUCCUAUCAAAUACCCAGAUCUCUUUGACAAAUUGCUUGAUCACAAAAGGACUCUGAAAGACACACAUACGUCCUCUGUUAUCACAACAGUCAACAAUACCCAAAAAUCCAACAAUCGAUAUUCAUCAAAAUCCUUCUAUGACAACCGCAAUCAACCUAAAUUCAACAACAACAACUCAGGCAACAAUUUUCGAUCCAACUCAGGCCCCAAUCGUUCGUCUGGUCAGUACAACGGAGGUAACAACUUCAACAGAGGUAAUAGAAACAAUAGCUACUGCCAAUUUUGCAAUAUCCCUGGACACGAUACUAAAGAAUGCAGGAAGCUUGCUCGGUUUCUUAGAGAAAACAACAUCAGUAUUAACACCUCUACCAAUCCCACAGUCAACUCUACAACAGCUUCCUCCACAACCACAGCAGCUCCAUGGAUGUUUGAUAGCGGGGCAUCUCAUCAUGUGGCAUCCAGCCUCAUUCCACACCCUGUCAGAGUAUAGCGGACCAGACGAAAUCGUGUUAGGAAACGGACCUACGCACGGGCAUAAUUCUCAUAAUGAACCCGAAACUCCUCUGCCCAAACCGAAUGAGUUUUGCAUCUAUCUGAACCCAACAAAUGAUAACACCACCAGCUCAUCCAUCCCUCCCUGCUGCCCUAGGCCAUCUCCUACACAACAAAUACCCAUCCAAAUUCCAUCUAUACCCUCCACACCAACUACACCAUCACCUAGUACACCAACAACCCAAAACAACCAAUCUGAUCCAGCCUCACCUCAAACAGCACCACAACAGCCACCCUUAUCCUCACCUGCUCAGUCAUCCCCUUCCCCGGUUCAAUCCCCUAACCCUUCUCCUCCUCCAUCACCACCACCACCUCACCGACCUCGCAAACCUAACCCAAAUGAUAUAUAUCAAGAAUUGCAUGUAUGUGAAUUGAGACUCUUUUCAAAGCCCAAUUUGACGUUACUUGUAACCAAGAAGUUUCAAAAGUUUGGCUUGUAUAAGCAUGAGUUUGCAAGUUAUGAUCAAAAGCUUUAUGUGGUGCAUCCAGUUGAUCCGCAAUGGAUUCAUGAAAUAUCUUUUGAGGAACUGAAAUGGGAGUCACUUGAAAAGACAAGAGAAGAAUAUACAUUUUUCCAUAACAACUACUUCAAGCAUGAUGCGGCUGUUAUACCAUAUCCUCGUUCAGAAUACGGGCAAUAUGGGAGAUUUGAUGUCGACACUAACAAAGGUGAAAAGGGCAGAUUCAUGUAUUCAAACAUGUGGUACUUUCUCCAUGACUGUUUGGAUGUUAAUCACCUAGAUGAGUAG
This is a messenger RNA of Lactuca virosa, 1999 nucleotides long. The record is from the annotation of a GenBank genome assembly. Lineage: Eukaryota; Viridiplantae; Streptophyta; Magnoliopsida; Asterales; Asteraceae.